AUGGAAGCAAAUGCUGUCAACAGGAAUGGCAGCUCUAAAGAGGUGAACGUGCCAUUGGCCUUGUUUGCUGUGGAAUGCAACAGCAAGAAGCGGCUGCUGUUUGAUGUUUCGAGUGGAAAUAUCCGCGGAAUAAGCAGCACGCUAUUUCCAGAUGCCUUUGUCGAAUUCGAGAACUCUGGCUGGCUUCUCAUGGUCCGACACAAGCCAUUUUACUUCCGAGAGCAGAUUGUCUUCCUGGUCCACCCUAGCACCGGCAGGCGGAUUGACCUGCCGGUGCUUCGUGCUCCCAACAAAGGAUACUUUGUUUUCUAUGUUGAUCCUCGUGGAACUCCUCUGGUUGUUGCGUGCGUCCAAAUCAUGAGUGUUGUUCCGACUGUCCAUGUCGUGUGUCCUGGGGACGUGUACUGGUGCGUCCACAAGCAUACCAGCAAUCUGCACCUUUCAGAAGCAAUGUGCAGACCAAUCGACAACACGUUGAUCAUGGACGUGGCUCUGAUCGGGACAUGGGUUGUUUGUGCCGAAUUCCUUGGGCAGAUCCUGAUCUUCGACAUCACAGAGAUGACAUGGAGAACGGCCUCUUGUCCAGAGUGGAGCAUACAAGAUGCCCAUUACCUUGUUGCAUCCAAUGGGGAAGUUGUGAUCGUAUCUUGCCUUCGAGCGAUGGGGGGAAGUGCUUUCAAGUUCUUCAAGCUGGACAUGGAAGCUUUGGAGUGGUCGCCACUUGAUGGCCAGGAGCUGGAUGACACCAGCUGGUUUCUGUGCAAGGGUCAGUCUAUCCGUGUGAAGGAGGAAGGCGAGAGGAAAGUCUACACAUUCUAUCCAAGACGAUGCAGCGGCUCAGUGACAGAGAGCUCAGAUGGAACAAAGGCAACCAUGUAUAUUACUAGCACAUCAGGACCUCCCACACUGAAGAACAUCACAAAUAUAUAUGCAUACGAUUUAGUUGCUGGGACUGUCGAGACAGUUAUACCAACGUCGAUCGUAACGGAAGUGCGCCGAUGGGUUCAACCUGGUAUAUUUGCUACUCCAACAAAAUAA
This is a messenger RNA of Lolium rigidum, 1038 nucleotides long. RefSeq lists its product as uncharacterized. Bases 1 to 1038 code for a protein of 345 amino acids. NCBI's taxonomy places the organism in Eukaryota, Viridiplantae, Streptophyta, Magnoliopsida, Poales, Poaceae. The transcript is spliced from 2 exons. The record is from RefSeq and is a predicted model, not a curated record.